This is a messenger RNA of Effrenium voratum, 213 nucleotides long. NCBI's taxonomy places the organism in Eukaryota, Dinophyceae, Suessiales, Symbiodiniaceae. The record is from the annotation of a GenBank genome assembly.
GACCCGGCGAUCUCCUUGGAAGCGCAGGUGCUGCCCUUCGACCAAAUCAGCCACAACAUCGGCUUGGGCGAGCAAGGCAACUUCGACUCGGGGGAGGGCGGCUUGCUUUGCAUCGUCAACUGCCAGGCCAAAGAGUGGAUGGACUUGGCGCUUUGGGCCUUUGAGCGCUUGCUGGAGGGCCGCGUGCUGCUGGUGCUGUGCAACGCAGGCCAG